This is a messenger RNA of Pseudo-nitzschia multistriata, 1213 nucleotides long. NCBI's taxonomy places the organism in Eukaryota, Bacillariophyta, Bacillariophyceae, Bacillariales, Bacillariaceae. The record is from the annotation of a GenBank genome assembly.
AUUAUUUGUUGGCAUUCAAAGAUCGACUCAAUGGAACUUAACUACGAAAUGAACAGCCGCCAACACUACCAAGACAACAUGACAAAACUAGUGUCAAGUCGCCGAGGGAGUAAUUUGCUUUUGCAUAAUCUAGAAGAGAACGAUGUUGUCUUCGGAACCAAAGGGAACGGACGAAAUGAAAUCUUUCUCAAGGUCCUGGAAAGCCAUUCCGAACAAUACAUGCAGCUUUCGAAGUUCCAGAAGAUGGGACUUAUCCAGCAAAUCAUUCGAGAGUGGAACGGUAACUUUUACAUUCUCAACUCAAAGACAAAUGACUUGCAUCUUGCCAAGAGAAAGGAUCACGACCUUUCUACCACAGAUCCGUCUUCGAAGAAACUGUACACGAGUGUUCGAAGGAUGAUGAACUACGUGAAUUCAAAGGUCCAGCGCAAACCCCAGCACCUGACCCGACCCACAACGAAUCUUGCUGGUACUGCCAUCAUUGACCGAACGACACAGAUCAUGAAAGUGAUCCCAACGAUCGCUAUCGGAGCUCUUAAUCCUCAGGUCCAGAAGGGACAAAGAAUGAACAAUGAGCAGCAUUGCUCUGCUCCCACCACCGAUGCUGCGGCUGCGGCAGCUCCCGACAGGCCCCCGACGGCGAUGACAGCCAUGGAUUACGUUCGCAAAGAACAUAUCACUCUUCCGCUACCCGGUGAUAUUUCAUCGUAUCCAACAUUCGUCCCGAAGACCAUCAACAUUUCGCCACUCCAGAGAUCCGUGAUUAUGGUCACUCCGGAACCGUCUCCUCGAUCGGCGUUUUUGCGACCCCCACCGAUCUCGCCGCUCCCUCUCUCGAAGCCCGAUAUCCCAUACAAUAACACCGCGUGCACCGCACCUCUUUCGCCAGAAGCAUCCUUCUCAUCCGAAACAAUUCCGGCGCAAACAAACAAUGGCGGUUCUCUCCUCUCCAAGAAACAAGUCACCACACCCGUUGUUCCUACCACAAGAAUGCAAGCAAUCGAAGAACAAGGUCCCAACGCCAAAACGACUGACGUUCCCGGUAAUCUAGAGCAUUCUGCGAUUCUCGCUCUAAUAUCCCUGGGUGCCUCGCCCUCAAGCUAAACGAAGUUACCAAAGCGUUUUUGGAUGACUGCGCAUUUUCACUUCUGGUUCGCUAUCUGCACCAUCACUCCAUGCUAUUCACAGCCUCCAAUAAAUGACUACAUUGAUU